AAAUGCCCUAAAGCCACUCUCUUGCAUGCCUCAUAGACCCUUUCAAUUCUCUCCCCAACAUCGCUACUAUGGGGAGGCGACCAUGCUGUGACAAAGUUGGAGUUAAGAAAGGACCAUGGACUCCUGAAGAAGAUAUCGUUUUGGUCUCUUAUAUUCAGGAACAUGGCCCUGGAAACUGGAGGGCCGUUCCUACUAAUACAGGAUUGCAUAGAUGCAGCAAAAGUUGCAGGCUUCGAUGGACUAAUUACCUGAGGCCAGGAAUCAGACGUGGUAGUUUUACUGACCAUGAAGAGAAGAUGAUCAUCCACCUUCAAGCUCUCCUAGGAAACAGAUGGGCUGCCAUAGCUUCUUAUCUUCCUCAGAGAACUGACAAUGACAUCAAAAACUACUGGAACACCCACUUGAAGAAGAAGCUGAUCGAGAACAAGAAUCUUCAAGCUGAAGGUCGCUCUAAAGAUGGCUUCUCUUCAUCUUCUUUAUCACAUCCACACUCCAUUUCUAGAGGCCAGUGGGAGAGAAGGCUCCAAACCGAUAUCCACAUGGCGAGACAAGCUCUAUGCGAGGCUUUAUCACCUGAAAAACCAACCUUCAAAUCUGAGUUGCAAUCCUCUUAUGGCUUCACUUCUUACACAUCAACAACAACUUAUGCUUCAAGUGCUGAGAACAUAGCCAGAUUGCUUAAAGGAUGGGUCAGAAACUCUCCAAAAUUGGCUUCUACAACUAAAAACUCCUCUGCCACAACUUCAAGUGAAGAGACUCCAAACAAGGUAGAGGCUUUUGGAUCAUUGUUUGGCUGUGGCUUUGAGUCUUUUGAUUCAUCAGCCAAUUCUGAUUUGUCCCAAUGCAUGUCUCCGGAGUCAAGCUUUUUACAAGAUGAGAGCAAGCAAGAUCUCAGUGCUCAUGAUCAAAUACCGCAAUUAUCUUUGCUCGAAAAGUGGCUUUUUGAUGAUCAAAGUGACCUUAAAUUAGAUGAGAGUGCUCUAAUUUUCUGAAGCCAUAAAAACUAUAUGUCUUAAUGAGCACUAAUUUUUGUACUAACAAAAACUUUUUUUUAUAUGAUUAAAUAAUUUUAAAUUAAAGAUAAAUUAGCAUUAAAUUAUAUAAUAAUACACAUUGUUAGUAUAGAUAAUAUUAUGAGAAUGAUGUUCAUAAGAUGUAGUGUUUUUGGUACUAGAUGUUGAUGAAUUAAUUGAAUUUCGUAGUGACCAUUUCAACACUAGGAAGGCAAAGUGUAAAUUUCAUAAUAUUAUGUGAUCAAAUCAAUGGUUUUUGAUGAAUAAAUUCUAUAUAAAAAUAUUAAUGUCAAAUUGUCAAUUA
Molecule: messenger RNA, 1317 nt
Organism: Mangifera indica (mango)
Lineage: Eukaryota; Viridiplantae; Streptophyta; Magnoliopsida; Sapindales; Anacardiaceae
Product: transcription factor MYB30-like
Exons: 3
Coding region: 69-992 (307 amino acids)
Biological process (GO): response to auxin
Source: RefSeq, a predicted model, not a curated record